Eurypyga helias (sunbittern) is the source of this 192-nucleotide messenger RNA. RefSeq names its product eukaryotic translation initiation factor 1b-like. The annotation marks the transcript as partial. Gene Ontology annotation, cellular component: eukaryotic 43S preinitiation complex. Gene Ontology annotation, molecular function: RNA binding; ribosomal small subunit binding; translation initiation factor activity. Gene Ontology annotation, biological process: translational initiation. NCBI's taxonomy places the organism in Eukaryota, Metazoa, Chordata, Aves, Eurypygiformes, Eurypygidae. The record is from RefSeq and is a predicted model, not a curated record. The transcript has a single exon.
AUGACAUGAAUCUUCUUUCUGCCUGCAGACCCCUUUGCUGAUGCAACAAAGGGUGACGACUUACUCCCGGCGGGGACUGAGGAUUACAUUCAUAUAAGGAUCCAGCAACGAAACGGAAGGAAGACACUGACAACUGUUCAGGGAAUUGCAGAUGAUUAUGACAAGAAGAAACUUGUGAAAGCUUUCAAAAAG